Messenger RNA from Branchiostoma floridae (Florida lancelet), 4587 nucleotides. Its product is annotated as Krueppel-like factor 3. Bases 740 to 1795 code for a protein of 351 amino acids. The record is from RefSeq and is a predicted model, not a curated record. Gene Ontology annotation, biological process: regulation of transcription by RNA polymerase II. The transcript is spliced from 2 exons. Lineage: Eukaryota; Metazoa; Chordata; Leptocardii; Amphioxiformes; Branchiostomatidae. Gene Ontology annotation, molecular function: RNA polymerase II cis-regulatory region sequence-specific DNA binding; DNA-binding transcription factor activity, RNA polymerase II-specific.
CACUGGGUGAAAGCUGGAACAUAUGCAUUGUACCCAGUGCCCUUCCCAGUCUUGAGUUGCCGAAAGAAAAGAAAGCUCCGAUGUAAACACGUUGUCAUUAGCAUUCUAUUGGGGCUUGACAUGCAUGGUUAACAGGUUGCACAAAACAAGGCAUAUAGCACUUCAUCAACAUUAAAUUAACGCCGUGUUGACCAGAGUUAAUGGGUAAUGCGCGCCGUGCAAUGAUUAAUGAGGCCUGUGGUGACGCGCGGACUGAACUUGGCAAAUAAGAGGACGGGGUUUUGCGGGUUUUUGGUGAGAUGCCAGUGGAAGGUUUGGGUGGUGGGGUUUGCUUUAGUUAUCGCAAACUGUGCAAGUUACACAUGGCUCGACCAAUGGCUGCGGAGCACCACGUGGGAACAGGUUGUUCAGGUUGGUCGUCGCUGCGCCGAGGAGUUGGACUAGUGUUCUGACUGAACUCAAACACUGGUCGUGCGCAAAACCACACACACAAACUCACACACACUCACUCACAGCGGUGGAACCUAUACCCUCAGCACACGGGGCAAGAAGCUUGCUUAGAAACUUUACUUUGGCACCUGUCCCGAGCGCACACGGUAGAACUUGCCCUGCGUUCUCCCGAGCGGACACAUAACUCAUACCAGGUGGAGGGAGACCCCGCGACGCCCGGCUGCGCUUCUCCCAGCUCCGGUUCACCCCCGGUACGAGCCGCGUCAAGGAGAUAGCAAGGGCACCAAACAUGGUGGACUACCUCCGCACCAACUCGAGUUUAGAACGCGAGCAGUGGACGCUGCAGCGACUCAACUCCUUCGAGGACAUCAGCGACAGCUCGAGCUCGACCUCCUCGGUGUCGUCCGACAGGUUGAGUCCCGGGAGUGGGUCGUCAGAUCUCAGCCCGUGUUCAGAGGACGGGGACGUCUUUCUCGACUACUUGUUUUCGCAGGGGCUGGCCGACGCGAUGGACCGGGCGCACGCAGAGCUCUCGUGGGAUGACAUGGCAGCUGAGUACAGGUCGCAAACCGAAGCCAUCGAUCACCAACCACCACACGUGGCUUCAGACGGUAUACCUAAAGACCUCGUAGACCUCUUUUUAAAGGACGAUUACUUCGCCCCGACUGACGAGAAAGUCGGUAUCAUCACCGCCGCCGCAAGCCCGCAGUUCGCCGCGGAGCCGUACUUCGCCGAGCCCGCGCCGCCACAGCUACUGUCGGGCCAUCAGGAUGUCAAUCAACCCGCCAUGCCUGUCGAUCUGUCCACCGCCAGUCACCGACACGUGUCCCCCAAACCCGUGGUCAAAACUGUGGAUGUGACGAAGCAAGUCCUCACCCUACCCCUCAAGCCCAACAAGCCCCCGCCGGUCCUGAUCAAGACCGUGAAGAUGCCCGUGCCGAUCUCCCCCAAGCCCGUCCAGACCAGGCGGGAGAUCUCUCACCACCAGCCGGCCGCUCAGGUAGCGAUGGUCGGCGGUCUGCGGGACAUGUCGGCGGACCUCGACAACAGCGACCUCCGUAUACACAAGUGCAGCUACGCGGGAUGUUCCAAGACCUACACCAAAAGUUCACAUCUGAAGGCCCAUUUGCGGCGUCACACCGGUGAGAAGCCGUUCGCCUGCACGUGGCCCGGCUGCCAGUGGAGGUUCUCCCGGUCCGACGAGCUGGCCCGGCACACGCGCUCCCACUCCGGAGUCAAGCCCUACCAGUGCACCAUGUGUCACAAGCGGUUCUCCCGCUCAGACCACCUCUCCAAACACAUCAAGGUCCACGUCCAACGCCUGGCCAGGACCAACCGGAUAUGACGUCACGCAGAGGCGGAAGUGACGUCUCCACGCACAGACUGUAUAUUAGGGAAUUUACGUACAUAGAACGUAGCUGUAGGACUGCGCACUUCGUUGUCAUAAGACAAUCAUGUCAUUCCUAUGGAGUGAAAAAAACAGCAAAAUCAAUUGCAAGGGACUUCAGACUCGGCAUCUUGACCUUUUGUGACCAUUGAUAACUCUUCGAGGGAAUUUAGUAUGGCAAGGCAAGACUUAGAGUCAGGACACGUGACCCCUCUAUUUUGCUUGAACUGGUGGCUACGGACUGGAUGGAACAAUGUGAUCGCAGGGUCACGAACAUGUGGUCGGCUAGAGGUCAACGCAGGACACCGUCUACAGAGAGAAGUGCAAAGAGAAGCGCCACCCCUGCUAGCGAAUGGGCUCUCCCAAAAGGAAACCCAACAGAAGUGCCUUACCGAAGGUCGUGGGACGGUACUUGUAUCAAAAUAGGACAGGACAAAUCCCGUCACUCCUGGCAAGAGCUGGUGAUUCCAUUACCCCAAAGGGGUGAACUUUUCUCACAAACAGUUGCCACUGAUUUCCAUCAAAGGAUCGGGAACAAAACAAGAGUGCGUCUUGAAGGGACCUGAGAACUCCACAACAUUAUGUACUUAACUGCCAUCAUUGCUUAAAACUUAAUUACUUGUGAUACUUAAUGAAGAAACGUGAAGUUAGAGAUACGUGUUAACGUGUAUGUGCUAACAGAAUUGAGAAAUACAUUCGCCCCUAGGGCGUCGCCAAAAAUACGAAAUCUGACAGUUUGGAUCGAAAUACACUUUACCAAUGAUUACUGUGCCUAGAAGAUUGUCCGGAGGAAAACAUACAUACGGUAUAGGUAUAUUGGAACAAGGUAUGUUGCCCAGAAAAGUGUUGUCUUUAAGAGCUUAAGGGAGAGAUUACUUUCUUUCAUGGUAGCAUACACAGUAAGAUAAAACAUAGCGUUGAACAAACAAGAAAAAAAACACUAACAAACAAAAACAAUAGGUCAGAUAGAUAUAAUGUUAAAAGUAAAAGCUAUGCACUUGUCAAUGUACGACCCAAGCAGUGGGGAGAAGGGUUGACAUCAAUGCCUCAAUAUGGUGUCUUAUUCGUGACGUCACAGCCGCCAUAUUGGUUGGUUAAACCUGUACGCCUUGGAUUUAUAAAUGUGUCUGUGUGUACUGAAUCAUGUGACUGUCACAUAUUCAAAUUCACCUGCAAACUUUCAGAUUUAACUAGCCAACAUGGCGGACAAUACAUUUACAAAUUGUACUGUGAUGGAGGUUAGCGCUGUGUCAUAUGUAUGGGGCUUCUGUACCCCCUUUCCCCCCUUGGAAUGUUCAUGGACCAGGGGCAUUAUCCAGGGGUUACAAGGGAAUGGCCACGAAAUCACAAUACAUCACCUUUAUUUCUUUUGUAAAAGGUCUACAUUGUCUACUUUGGGUUUUAAAAUCAGGCAGCUACAAUGAAUCAUUAUUCGGUGAGCACAUCCUUAGGAAAUAGAAGUGGGUGGCCCUUUGAUAUCAAAAGGGAUUUUGUUUAUAUGAUUAGAAUGUUUUGGUUUGAAAAGCAAGAAAUGUAAAAAGGGCCAAGAAAGGUCGUACCAGUAAUGGACAGUGUCGAAAAGGAGUGGUUUGAAAAUAACACAUUUAAAGGGAGGGGCCAUGUGAAUUUUUCUGAUCCCAAAUACCGAGCUAUUUUGUUUGAAUAGCACUAGAGGGACAUUAACAGCUAGCCAAACGCUGUAGCAAGGCCUAGAACAAACAAUUCUAAACCCAAGUAAAAUAUUGUCAUGUCGACGCGUUUUAAAAACAAACAUGGUGAUUUAGUGGCCGUUCCCGAAACCCCAACAGUGUACAUGUGUAAGUCAAAACAUAGCGUAAUGGAAGCAAGAUGGUUGGGUAGAGAGGAGUGCGAAGCCAAAUUCAGUCAGCCAUAGCCUGGAACGUCUAUCGCGGGUUUGGCUGGGGCAUUGGGCUGCCCGACGCACGCGGGUCAACUUUGGGACUUUGUAGGGGUUAGGUUCACACUGCUACCGUGUACUCCAGGCAGAUUUACCAGUGACAUAAGAUAGUACCAAAGCUGGCUAAGGAAUUUCAGCUGGCCAAAGGGAAUCAUCAGCCAAACACACCCCUUGGCUUCACUCCUCUGGCAACUUUUGAUGCUAUCUUAUGCUACCGUAGGAUCUGCUUGGAGAUUAGCUACCGUGUGCUAUGGUUGAUCGGGUGGCGUAGAUCUCCAACAGCCCCGAACAACGCCGGGCCCUGAACUCACGAUACCAGAUCGGAUGCAAGGUUAUGUCAGCCCGAGCGGUGCUCACGUGCAAAUGCAGAUGACGUCAAUUGGGACUGUGUGUGUUUAUACGCAACACUCGGGGCUUCUAUUAAACUUUUACCCGUUCGUCUAGUCGUGUAAAUGUGAAGUAGUCUCUUGUAAACGGAUGCAUGUGUUGUGCAAGGUCGCCACACACGCAUGCGGAUGUUGUUAGUCACGUUUAGAACUGUCGUCUGAUAAGCCGCGGUGAGAGAAAAGCGCGGGAAAAGAGAGGGUUUACCUAGCUACUGUGUUCUCUGUCUCUCUCGGGGCAACGUUCCAAGCUUCUAAUGCGAGACUUUUGUGUCAACAUCCUGAUGUUGUAAAGACAUUUCUAAAGUGGUUGGUUGGGCCAACAAGCGGGGAAUAAAAAAGCCUUGUGUUUUGGAAGGUUCGUGUGUGGGUCAUGUUUACAAGUUGCUUUGUUGUUUUUCUGGAGGCCAAGGGCACUAGGAUGUAACACUGGGAGAAUAAAGCAUUUU